Atta colombica is the source of this 558-nucleotide messenger RNA. RefSeq lists its product as uncharacterized. The record is from RefSeq and is a predicted model, not a curated record. The transcript is spliced from 3 exons. NCBI's taxonomy places the organism in Eukaryota, Metazoa, Arthropoda, Insecta, Hymenoptera, Formicidae. The coding region runs from base 1 to 558 and encodes 185 amino acids.
AUGACGGCGGUAUUCAAAUUACAAUUUUUUAUCAUUAUCAUCGUCUGUUUCCAUUCAAAGUUUUCUUAUGGCUUCAAAUUGCCGUACAAUGGUGUUAAAAUAGUUACAUAUGGCGAGCCAUGUCAAUCACUACGUUAUCUACCUGUUUCAAUUGAGGAACCUGCGAAGCCUGUGACGGAAUUUGUUCCAUCUAAAUCUUGCGAUUAUCAACCACUGAAAUUAAAUUAUCAAGUUAUCUCUUCCAAGCCGAUCCCUUAUCAACCGCGAAUGGAAUAUCCAAUUUUUGUACAAGUACCUCAAGUGCCACAGCCCUCGGAAAUAAUUACGCCGGAUCUUCUUCAAAGGAAAUCUUACGCAUACAACAUCCAGGCUCUAUCACCUCCGUCUGUGCCAAUUUCGAGGAGAUACGAUUUCGAUUUUCAAGUGCCAUCUUCACCUUCACCAGUUUCAGUGCCAACGCCACAAUCUGUUAAUCUUUUAACCGGCCUCACCAGUAAAAUCGACAGAAUUUUAAUCCCCGCCUGCCAAGUGACAUCUAGCUGCUGUAAUACGGCAUAA